GCAGUGGCACCCGAGACGACAUCCGGUAGAGGCGACGGGAACUUCCGGUGCUGGAGGAGAGGAAAAAUGGACCCGUUUGCUGCCCACCGCCAGCACAUGUCUGCACUUUUUGGGGGGCUCGGCUCCCCACUGGGCUUCGACCCUUUCCUCAGCCUGACCGACGGGCGCACCUCCCUCGCUCCCCACCCUGGUGCCCUGCAGCAUUCCCGCCGGGGGAUCCAGCCUGGUGCGUUAUCGCCGUUCGACAUGUUUGGGAUGGGCCGAGUCGGAUUCGGUGACAUGUUCGGGAUGAUGAACAGCAUGUUCAGCAACAUGAACUCCCUCCUCGACAACAUGGUGAGUCUCCCCUGCUGUCCCCUCCGCCCCCGGCACCCCUCUCUCUGCACUCUCGGGAACUCUGCCCCGGGGAGCCCCGGCUGGGGGUUGCCGGAACGGGAAGGAAGUGGGUGUUUGUGUUGAUCGUCCUGGAACAUACGAGCACGGAGGGAAAUACAGUCGGCCCUCCUCAUCCGCGGGACCUC
Hypanus sabinus (Atlantic stingray) is the source of this 521-nucleotide messenger RNA. Its product is annotated as myeloid leukemia factor 2-like. The transcript is spliced from 4 exons. The record is from RefSeq and is a predicted model, not a curated record. NCBI's taxonomy places the organism in Eukaryota, Metazoa, Chordata, Chondrichthyes, Myliobatiformes, Dasyatidae. Bases 67 to 459 code for a protein of 130 amino acids.